AUCUAAUUGUGGACCCAUCCCAUCUUAUUAUAAAACAAGCAUUAAACGGUCAUUAAAUAACAUUAAAAAUACAUUUGUAUGUAUAAAUGUAUCUGGGUACCUUGUACAUGUCAUUCAAAUUUACAUUUGCCAUUCCUAUAUUUAUGGUCUGCAUUUCAGACCCUGCUAGAUUCUGGGGUACAAGCUUUUUCUUUUUCUUUUUUUUCUUUACCUUUUUUCUCCUUCUCUCAUAAAUUUCAUGCUCGCCUGUUUUUGUACACAAUUCUAGUUUGUUUCUCUGGAGUCGAGUGGAAACAUAAGAAUUCUAAAUUCUAUUCUAAACGUCGUGGUUGGCUACAAUGUAUACAUCUAGACACAUUAGACUAUACGGUAAGGUUAUGUAAAAACGGAUUUCCUAAAUGUUUCGAAUGUAACCGACCUGACGGUAGUUCUUCGGGAGAGGGCGAGCCGCAAAAAUUCACCUUUGCUUCACCGUUAACCAAAAACGUGUGACUGUUAAAGUCUCUAGCC
This is a messenger RNA of Hypoxylon trugodes, 510 nucleotides long. RefSeq lists its product as uncharacterized. The coding region runs from base 79 to 492 and encodes 137 amino acids. The transcript has a single exon. The record is from RefSeq and is a predicted model, not a curated record. Lineage: Eukaryota; Fungi; Ascomycota; Sordariomycetes; Xylariales; Hypoxylaceae.